Osmerus eperlanus (European smelt) is the source of this 5290-nucleotide messenger RNA. It is a transcript of the gene sh2b3, whose product is annotated as SH2B adaptor protein 3. Gene Ontology annotation, cellular component: plasma membrane. Gene Ontology annotation, biological process: intracellular signal transduction. NCBI's taxonomy places the organism in Eukaryota, Metazoa, Chordata, Actinopteri, Osmeriformes, Osmeridae. The record is from RefSeq and is a predicted model, not a curated record. Gene Ontology annotation, molecular function: transmembrane receptor protein tyrosine kinase adaptor activity.
GCUAAAGCGCAUUUCGCAGGUCUGUAGGCUACAUUUUGCACACUCGACCGCGGCACAUUUUUGUCAACGGAAAUGAUGAGAGAGUCAGUAGUUCUUUCCGUGUCUGGGUUUCCUUCCUGAAACUUUGCGGAGGUCUGUUGCACUUUUUCAACAUGAGAGAGACAGCAACGGGCUUUUUGGCUUGCAGGUACAUUUCAGAUAUAUAUUUGUUGCUCUUGACCGACGUUUGUUUGGGUUAUUUUAAAUGCUUCACAACGUAUUUCCGUUAUGCGAAGUCCAACUUUUUGGUGUGUCGUCGUGAAGUGGGUGUCCGUCCAAGAUAACGGAGAACUGAUUCUCAGCUGUGCUGGUUACUGCAAUGAAUGGUGACACUAUCCAUCCUGCCACAACCUCAGCUUCCCUAGCAGCACCCCCUAGAGGCUGGAGGGAGUUCUGCGAGCAGCACGCCAUCACCACGGCCCGUCAGUUGGCCUCCCACUACCGGCUGUUCGCCAGCGAGCGCCCCGACCAGGAUGCUGUGUCUUCGGACAUUCUCGCUCGCCACUUCUGCCUCCUCUUCCAGCAGCACUUCCACUGCGAGGCCGCCAAACUCCCGCCGGCGCGGCCAGCGGUCUCGACUCCGCCCCCUCCCGCCCUGCCCCCACCGUCCCAGCCCGCCACCGUGAUAGGACGGCUACGCAUCACUUCCUUCUCGGGGGCGCUGGAUUACCGGGAGGCGGGGCGAUCCGCCGGCCCUUCCCUCUUUGCUGUUUUCUCCCCGAAGGCGCAGCCUGGUCCGGGGGGGGCGGGAGGCGGAGCCGCGGGCGCCGGUCGUACGCAGCCGCAGUCAGGAGGAACUGAGGCCGGGAGUGGAGUGCCCCCCUCCUCCUCCCCCUCCUCCUCCCCCACGCAGGUCACUCACUUUCCCGUGAACCAGAUACGGCAAAGCGUGCGCCGUCUCUUUAAGAAAGAGCCCCUCCCCCAGGGCCCGCCGGCCAAUCCCAACGGGCCGGCGGUACCUUCGCCGGGAGACAGAGUCGGCGUGGCGACCGUGGAGGAGGUGAGGCCCCUUAGCAGCGCCUACAAGGCCAAAGCCCUUGGCUCCUCCUCGCCGGCACAGCACUUCCUGGAUCGCCUGGCGACCCGUAUCCGAGGCGGGAGCACCAGACGUCGGGCGGAGGGGCAGACCUGGCAGCUCAGGUACCUGCUGGAGGAUGAGACCAUCUCAGACAGCCAGCCACACUGGCAGCGCUGCCGGCUAAAGGUCAGGAAGACCAGAGACGGUCUGGGUGGAGGAGUUGGAGGAGAAGGAGGAGGAGGAGGAGGAGGUGGAGGAGGUGGAGGAGGAGUUGGAGGAGAAGGAGAAGGAGGAGAGAGAUACCUGCUAGAGCUCUACGACCCCCCCAAGGAUUCCAGUCCCAAGCUGACAGUGUGUAGUUCAGACAUCCUGGAGGUCCGGCGCUGCACAGAGAUGGAGAUGCCUGACGACAGGAACACCUUUGUUCUAAGGGUGAACCGUCACCCUGGCAACCUGAUCUUCCAGACAGACAGUCCGGAACAGCUGACUUCCUGGACAAACCAGCUCAGAGACUGUGUCUCUCACACCAGUGUGGAUGUGGAGCUGCUGACCUCCCCAGUCGACACAGCUGCCUCGGCCAAUCGUAGCUCAGAGUCUGGCAGCCAGGGCUCUCUGACCUGUGUGCUGCUGGAGCAGUUGUACCACAGGACUGACCCCCACCUGUGCUCCUACCCCUGGUUCCACGGCUCCCUGUCCAGGGUGAAGGCCGCCGGCCUGGUGCAGAACUUCGGCCGCGAGGGCCACGGUGUCUUCCUGGUCCGACAGAGCGAGACACGCCGAGGAGACUACGUCCUGACCUUCAACUACCAGGGCAAGGCCAAGCACCUGCGUCUCUCCCUGACGGAGGCGGGGCAGUGCCGGGUGCAGCACCUGCGCUUCUCCUCCGUGGGGGACAUGCUCAGCCACUUCCGGCUCUUCCCCAUCCCCCUGGAGUGUGGCUCCGCCGGGGACGUCACGCUGUCCAGCUACGUGCUGGCUGGCCACGCCCCCUCGCAAGGCCAGCCCUCCGGAGCGGUCCUCGUCCCUUUCUCCCUGCACCGCUGGAGCUCCGAGCCCAGCUUGGCUCACUGCAGGCUGGCCAGCUUCUCCGGGCUGCUCCCCUCCUCCAGCGCGCCCUCCAGCCAGGCCCCCCGGCCCCUCCCCCAGCCCCAGUACCACCUCUACCCCCUCCAGCCCCUGCACGGGCGCCCCACGCCCCCCCCAGACCCCGCCCCCCCCGGACCCCUGCGGAGAAGCGAGUCUGUGGGUCGCAGGUCCCUCCUGCGACACCCCAACCCCCAACCAGCCUCCCACCCUGGCCUCCUCCCUGGCCUCCUGUCCAGCCACCGGGACUCUGACUACGAGCUGGAGCCGGACCGCGGACGCAAGAGAGCCAUCGACAACCAGUACAUGUUCCUCUGACCCCCUGCAGGCAGUGAGCUCACUUCCUGUCUCGCUCCCCGGGGGGGCCCCCAGAGAGAGACGCACCCCUCCUCCUCCCAGAGACUCACCUGUGUGCUCCCUAAAGGAGGAGGAGGAGCAGGUCUGUCGUGGCAGAGUCCAGACACCCUAACCUGAUUGUCCGCAUUGAAUGUAUUCCAGGGCGGAAGAUGUUUGACAGUUGAGUCGUUGUUACUUGUUUGUUUCGCUGAAUGUUGUGGCUGCAGGCCGGCGUGAGAGAGAGGCACAAACACACACCGCACGACCCACUUCUACCAAACACACACUCUGCACGACACACUUAUACCAAACACACACUCUGCACGACACACUUCUACCAAACACACACUCUGCACGACACACUUCUACCAAACACACUCCGCACGACACACUUCUACCAAACACACACUCCGCACGACACACUUCUACCAAACCUCGUUUUUGUUCUACAUACAGUACGGCUCUAUUUACACUCCAACUAUUUUGUAAAAGGGAACAGUGUGUGGGGGCGUCGAUGAGACGAUCGAUCAACAAGGGGGAGAGUGUGUGUGUGUGAGCGUGUGUGUGAGAGAGUGUGUGAGAGAGAGUUUGCAUGUUGAGGUCUCCACGACUCCAAGAUCAGGGUCAUGACCCCAAGGACUGUGAGGGUGGGGUUAGAUUAGGGGGGAUGUAUCCCUUUCCCCUCAAAAACACAUUCCGAAGCUAUGUCUCUGUACACACCUGGUCUGGGCAUUGACCAAUCAGCAUUAAGCAGUAUUAGCCUUCUUAGCAUUGCCCUCCCUUGUUUCUUAACCCCCAAACUCUCUCUACCAAUCCCAACCUGACUCCUCCUGACAAGGGUCAAGGGUCAGACCUGUGUGGCACUGAGCAGAUGGUCUGAUGUCUUUAAGGCGUGUCUAUGUUCCCUAGUUCAACUUGGCUGACAUCCUCAACUUGGCAUCAGUGCCUUAAAGAUAGGGAUGGCUGUCUCAGGAUAUGACACGCGCGGGACGAAUGGUGUGUGUGUGUGGGGGGGGGGGGGUCACUAUGGCAACAUAAACCAUAUAUAACUCCACCAACCAAAAUAAACUAUUCAAGUUCUGUUACUAUGUUGUUUGUGACUCUGGUCUGCUGCUGUCAGAUAGACGUUAAAACACCGUCACCGGCAACGACACGAUGCACGUAGAGCCUCCGGCCAAACAUUUAGAUUUCUCUCUUUUCCUCUUUCUUUCUUUCUCCCUCCCUCUCCUCCCUCCGUUUGUCUGGCCUCUCAUCUCUCUGUCCUGUCUCUCUCUCUCCCUCUCUCGCUUAACACUAACUCUACUAGCGUCAAGUUAUUUUGUUGUCAAGCUUCCUGUUUUGAAAAGGGACAGUUUUUCAACUUCGUCUCAUGAUGACCCAAUGUUGAUUUUUGAUUUUGUGUAUUUCGGAGUGAAUCCAUAGGCAUAUGGAUGAUGAGAGAGACAGAGAGAGAGAGACAGAGAGAGAGACAGACAGACAGAGACAGACAGACAGAGAGAGACAGACAGAGACAGACAGAGAGACAGAGAGAGACAGACAGACAGAGAGAGACAGACAGAGACAGACAGAGACAGAGAGAGGAGGAGGGGGUAGGCUUUCUUUUGGAGAAGAUUGAAAGACGCGUGUUGUCCUUUUGACUGACACACACUCAGAUUGGGCUGCAUCUGGGACUCAUUCCCCAUAUUCCUUUCGAAUCGAACCCAAAUAUAGUUGCGAUAGCGAUCGUAGACAUGAAGUUCCAGCAGUUCAUUUGUACAAUGGUUCUGAUCAGGUCAUCUUCCUUAUCGAAACUGUUGUUCUGUUCUCGUUGAGGAGAAGGGUGAGACCAAGGUACGGUUUUGUCUCUUGUGCUGACGUUGAAACUAACAAGCUAACCCUGUGUGUGUGUGUGUGUGUGUGUGUGUGUGCGUGUGUGCGUGUGCGUGUGCGCGUGUAGGGAAGACAACAAAGGUAUCUCUUAGGUCUGACCCCGGACCUCUCUCCGAGAGCUCACGGACAGAGCAGAGAGUCGGUGCUUGCACUCGUAGCUGCAUCACGUACGGUGAUGUGACCUGGUUGAAACCAGGGUAUCACGUGGGAGAACUUAGUGCAAUAUCAGAAAGUUGCUUGUAAUGUUGAAUGGUUGAACGCGCGUGUGUUGACUGUUCAGUCCUUGCACUGGAUCAACUUGGAACACCCCAUGUACCUGCCCCAGCCCCCCCAUGCCCCAGCCCCCCCAUGCCCCAGCCCCCCCAUGCCCCAGCCCCCCCAUGCCCCAGCCCCCCCAUGUACCUGCCCCAGCCCCCCCAUGUACCUGCCCCAGCCCCCCCCCAUGUCUUGCCCCCCCCCCAGCCAAGACUACCCCCCCAUCCCUGUUCCCAAAUCAGCAAAAUAUUUUAGUUGUUUAUAUGAGAUUUACAUAUUUCCAUGUAUACAAAUAUAUGAAUAUAUAUAUAUCCCCUUUUGUAAGGCUCUGUAUGUGUCGAGGUUGUUGGAGAAGACGACCCUUGGCAUGUCAGAUGGCGUCUGUCCUGCUUCCUGCUUCCUGUCUCUCAGGACUGGUCAUUACGCAGUAAUGAGUUCACUAGCACUGUAAACAGCCAAUCAGAUCGCACCAAAGCUUCUGUCCCUGUCACACCUUGCCUGUUACAGUAGUUCUUUAUGAUAUGCAUUCUAAAUUAUAUAUAUAUAUGUAUAACUGUAUAUUUGACAUUUUGUAAAAUAAAGCUAACCAAUGAAAUCAAGCUAUCAUGGCCCCGAUACGAUGACUUCCAUAACUCACCCGCUACAUCGUCUCCCAGGAGACGGCAGAGAAUGUUCGCCACUACCGCUAGU